AUGGCUCGCCUUGUGUCCGUAGUCACCGCGAGCAGCAACUCCGGCGCUCAAUGCGUGAGAGAUCUGCUACAGCAGGAAGCUCUCAAGGGGAAGGCCAAAGUCCGCGCUGUCUACCGCACCAAGGAGAAGGCUGAUGCAGCGCUUGCGGAGCUAGGAAAGCAUGAGUCUGACUGGAGUCUCUUGGCUCUCUUGACUUCAGACAACCUUGAGUGCAUCCAUGGAGUGGACGCCAUGAAGAUGGACACGCUUAUGACCGCCUUCGAGGGAGCUGAGGUUGCUGUCAUCGUCACUCCCCAUGAUGCCGCUGUCGGCUUCGCUAACGAUGCCGAGAUGUGUCACAACAUGGUGAACGCCGCGGUCUCGUGCAACGUGAAGCACAUCGUCUACGUCGGGAGCUGGACUGUCGCUGUGUCUCAGUACAUCAAGAUUAUCUCCUCGCGCUUUGCGUCCACCGAGAAGCUGCUGAGGGAGCUCGGAGAGCAGAAGAAGGGCAUGUACCUGCAGAUCACCUGGAACCAUCUUCGCUCCGGCUUCUUCAACCAGAAUCUGGUUCACAUGAUGGGCCAUGGGGUGAAGGCAGGGAAGGUCCGCUUCCCGGACAUGAAGAUCCCAUGCGUCGAUCCUCGCGACAUGGGAACGAUGGCUGCCUUCAUCGCCUGCUCCGACUAUGCCAAGGAGCAUGCCAAUUGCUGCUACGAGGUCUCAGGCCCCGAAAACCUGACUUCAGCCCAAAUCGUGGAAGCGAUCGGAACUGCCGUGGGGAAGAAGGUCGAAUAUGAGCCCGUUCCCAUCAAGGAGCACAUGGAGAAACUCCCGCAGUUCAUGAAGGAGGUGUUCCAUUGCAUGGAGGAGCUUCCUGAUUCCAUCCCCUGCACCGACGACGUCGAGAAGGUCACUGGGAUCCGAGCUAGAACCCUCUCGGCAUGGCUCAACGAGAACGCGGCAGCCUUCGCCUGA
Molecule: messenger RNA, 957 nt
Organism: Guillardia theta CCMP2712
Lineage: Eukaryota; Cryptophyceae; Pyrenomonadales; Geminigeraceae
Exons: 8
Coding region: 1-957 (318 amino acids)
Source: RefSeq, a predicted model, not a curated record